Messenger RNA from Mycetomoellerius zeteki, 552 nucleotides. RefSeq lists its product as uncharacterized. NCBI's taxonomy places the organism in Eukaryota, Metazoa, Arthropoda, Insecta, Hymenoptera, Formicidae. The coding region runs from base 1 to 552 and encodes 183 amino acids. The record is from RefSeq and is a predicted model, not a curated record. The transcript is spliced from 5 exons.
AUGCCCGUUUUUACCAAUAACGAUUUGGAGGAAAGAAUUCACUUUCAUAUUACAUCGUGGUACGACGAGGUGGAAGACUUCGACAACGCGAAAGUCGGACUAGUGAACUAUUCUAACACGGCGUGGCAACUCUCCUCUUACAUUCCCCUCGCAUCGGCGACGUUCAUUUACGUAGGUUGCGGCCGCGCGAUUUACACGCUCGACUUGAGCAAGACCGCGGUGGCGCCAAGCGGGUUUGAGAAUCAGGUCGAAGUACUCGUGUGUAAUUACGGACCCGUCGAUCGCACAGCAUCCCAGCAGCUCUACACGCUCGGCCGACCAGGCCUGUGCCCGCUCGGAACCCUCCUCAGCGAUCGUUACCCGUCUCUCUGCAGAACGAUACAGGAUUCGCCAUUUCGGGGCAAAUUAAGCCGAAGAUCGCAAGUAAGAAAUAAGCAACAGAUAAGCAAUCGUACAUCUCCUACUGUUUAUAUUAUCUCUCUAAGUCAGCUAUUGUUAUUCUGUACAAUAUCGCUAUACUUAACGGUGCGAUUAUUAUUGUAUCGUAGAUAA